Molecule: messenger RNA, 6348 nt
Organism: Schistosoma mattheei
Lineage: Eukaryota; Metazoa; Platyhelminthes; Trematoda; Strigeidida; Schistosomatidae
Source: the annotation of a GenBank genome assembly
GAAAGUACUGAUGCAUUACUUUGUUGGAUGGCCUUCGGUUCUUGAGUCAUAUUGUAAGUUGGGCGAAGUCUUUGCAGUGUGUUCAUCUGAAGAUGGGGAAACAUCCAUUGUUUGCACUAGUUCAGAUGUCGUCGUUUUUCAUCUUAAGUUCUUGUGUGCCAUAGCACAUUUUUCUCGUUCGAAUUUGUGCUUGACUGAAAAUGGGCUCACAUCGUCUGCUGUUUUAAAGUGGGACUCUUCCAAAAUACUGCUAUGCACUGAUAAGGGUACAGUGCUCAUAUAUUCUGUCAAGAACCUACAGUCCGUCUGCCAAUCACUGGAUCCAGACAGCGUUCCUGGUCCGCCCAUAGAAAUAUUCUUCUUAAAGGCUAUUCGAGUUGCUGAAUGUAAAUGCAGUGUGUUUUCAUUAGGUGAAGCUGUUAUUGUUGCUACUGAGAAAGGGGGUUUGAUCAAAUUGCUGUGGGAUGGUUCGUAUUAUGGUGAAUCUAUAAACCUUAGAUCAAUCAACUUACCACGAGAUAUCAAAAGCUUCAGUGAUAAAAACUCAGAAGAACAAGUUUACUGCAAAACUGUAGAAUGGGCUCCUACGUUUGGCGGCGCUUUCGCUCUUUUUUCUUCUGGUCAUAUAGCUUUGUUUGUAUCACUUGGUGCUGUUGCGAAUCAAACGGAUAUUGAAGUGAUCUUGGUCGAGAACGUCGGUCAUCCAACAUGUACGGCUGUAAAUAAUCGCUUUCGGACACUAGCUGUUGGAACUGAAAGCAACGAAGUUUUAUUGUACAAGAUGGAUGAAACUUCUGGUGUUCUUAAAAUUAAAAAUACUCUUCGUAUUUCUGGUCGGGAAUCAUCUUAUACUAUCGAGGAAGUAGGUCCUGUUUCAGAGAUUUCUUGGUCACCGGAUGGAUACACUUUGGCUGUUGUUUGGUUACGUUCGGGUUGGUCGUUGUGGUCAGUUUUUGGUGCAUUAUUAUACACCAGCUUAAGUGAGAAUCUUAGUCAAUUUGGUAAAAUAAAUGUUUCAAACCUCUCCUGGGCUCAUCAUGGUUAUAAUAUAGUCGGUUUGUUAACCUUAAGCAACGUGACAGAAAUUUCCGGGGUCGCAAACACUGACUCCUUUGUUUCAGAAAAGGUCUCCACCAAAGAUACUGCAAAAGAAGGGAAGUCACAAUUUAUUUCCGAUGGUCUGGGCUGUCCUUCACAAAACUCUUCAUACCUGGUUGUCUUCCAUCUGGCUAGGUCUUCAAUAACAGCUAACCCAACAUCAGAUAACCAUUUGCAUAUCGUUCUUCAAACUACUGACCGAAUAAUUGUGACGAACAAGGAUCUAUUGACCUCUAGAAUGCAAACCGAGAAUUUAUUAAUCCCAAAACAAUAUAUCAACUCUAAUUGGCCAGUUCGGUAUGUUGCUGUUUCUACAGAUGGUAAAAAAAUAGCCGUUUCAGGUCGCAAUGGAUUUAUUCAUUAUAACACUGAUUCACAACGUUGGCAUGUUUUCGGCAAUAUAAAGCAGGAAAACUCCUUACACGUCUUUGGAGGUAUGGCAUGGUGGAAACAAUAUAUUUGUCUCACCUGUUUUACAGAAAAUUAUGGUACUAGUGAGGUUCGUGUCUACUCGUCGGACCAUAAACUUGACAAUCAAUUUAGCUCCAUCUGUGAUCUUCCAUCCCUUACAUUACCCGUCAUUGUAGACAAUUUCGAAAAUCUGUUUCUUGUACUUACCAACGAUGGAUGUCUGCAAAUCUUUGGUUUAUCAGAGUCUGUUUCCAGUAAAAGCACUGUCACCGUAUCUCCUUUCAAGGCUGUAAAUUUAACAGAUAUUGUCAUAUUUCCAGCAUGUGUUGUUCGAAUUUGCUUUACAACUUUAAAGAGUAAUGCACCUUUUACUCGUACAACCACUUCAGGAUCUAAUUUGUUUCGUAACUUCGACCCAGGUUUAUGCUCAGUUGAAAGCUUAGUUAUGAAUUAUUCCGGUGAUGUGUUUAUGUUGCAACGUUCGUUUUUGGAUUUCACUCCGAAAAGCCAUUCUGGAACCCCUGAGGAAAUUAACCAACAGAAUAUGGUUGUUUUCGAUCAGUUACUAUCAUUCGGAACACCUUUAUUAGUUGCUUCUGAAAUAGAAAUUCUAUGGUCUACAAGCUGUUUCACAACAAUCACUUCUCAGGCUGAUAAUGAUCGUUUAUCGUCAUUGAAUGUGAUUGAUGCAAAUGCUUAUACGAAAGACUCCUUGUGGCUUUAUUCUGGAGCAACUGGACUUAGUGUUUGGCUUCCACUACCGCAAGUUCCUUCUUCGCUUGCAUUUAGUUUUAAUUAUGAAUCUGUGAGGUCAGAUACCAACCACAAAUUUAGUUCGGAUCACGAUAGUUCAUCGGUCUUAAAUUAUGAUUACCGAAGAAUAAUGUUGUCAUUUGAGUUGGGUGGUGAUUUGUACCCUCUUAGUAUUUGCUUUCAGGAAGGCUUGCUAGUCGGUGUUCUUAAUGAGUUUCAUCGUUGCUGGAACAAGUCAUUGGUUCAUUGUAAGGAAGAUAUAUCUUCAGAUUUAUUCGCGCUAUUUCCUUGUGGAACUUUGUUAAUUAAGAUUCAGGUAGCACUACAUCAUAUUAUUCGACAGCUUCUUAAGAAAAAUUUGGGAAUACAUGCGUUUCAAAUGAGUUUAGCGUAUCAACAUUUACCAUACUUUCCUCGUAUUCUGGAACUUUUAUUACAUGAAGUCUUGGAGGUUGAAGCUGCCUCCAAAAUUCCAACGCCAGAUCCAUUACUACCGCAAGUUGUAGCAUUUAUUCAAGAAUUCUCCGAUUUUUUGGAGAUUUUGGCCCAUUGUUCUCGUAAAACCGAUGUCACUUGGUGGCCUCAUUUAUUCAUUACCAUCGGAAGAAAACCAAAAGAUCUAUUUGAACUGUGUUUGGAAAAUAAUAAACUGGAAACAGCUGCUUCUUUUUUAAUUCUUCUUCAAACAUCGGAACCUCUUUCUGUUAGUUGGGAGUGCGCAUUAACCUUGUUUCGAGCAUCGCUUCAAUCUAUGAAUUGGAAUCUCAUUCGUGAUCUGUUACGUUUUCUGUGUGCUAUUGAUCCAACUGAAUAUAGUUCAAGUGAUGAGCAUAGUAGAAAAAAAGACUUUAACAAAUCCCACAAUAUGUACUUCAACCCAUGUAAUCAUUUAAAAAAUUUAUCUAAUCUUGAUAAUGAUCAUAUGCAGUUAAAAGCCGGUCCUGAGGAAUCUAUCAACAAGGUCGUCUGGUAUGGUGGAAUGUCAAAGUAUCGACCUACAAGAGUUCCUAUCGAAUUACUGGACUUAGGAAAUGACCAAAUCAAAGAUUUGUGUAAUAGAAUCGAGAUAUCGUCUGACUCGUCAGUAACUCAUAUCCAAAAACCAUCUUCCACUCUUCGAAAUCAGCUUGAACAGCUCUUGUUUAGGGUUGCUGUGGAUUAUUUUUCUCAAGGUUACCUUAAACGUGCAUCCCAAUUGGUUACAAAUAUCCCCGAAAUUUUUAAUGAUGGUUUUAGUACUGGUCACACAAACGUAUUGCAAAUGUGGUUAAAUAAAAAUAUUUAUAAUAUCCAACCCGAACCUAACUGGCCCCAGGUUUUCUUAAAUUUGUUAAAAGAAUUCAAUUUAGUUGUGGUUGAUUCUAACCGCAGUGGAGGAAUAUACAGUUGCUCGACUUCUCCUAAUGAACCUUUGUUAAAUUCGUCUAUUAUGGUACAGAUUGAUAAUACAUUUUCUGAAUCUUCACCUUUUAACUUUGACUUCCGAUCGACUUUUGAUAAAGGGACUCUUUGUCAGUUACGAUACCUGUUGAACCAGUUAACCUUAGCUCGUUCAAAAGAAUGGAUCUGCCUUAUCAGUUUGCUUUGUCUAGAUAGAGAUGCUUUCUUACGGUCAUUUAGUAUGGCUUUCAACUGGACUAUGUUUUCAGAUUACUCUGAAAUCCAUCAGAAUGUCUCUGCAACCGACCUUUGUCUAAAAAAGCUGAUAACUGGUCUUUCAGAAAUAAAACAGUGGUCACAUGGCAAGAUUCCUGCGUACUAUUACUUUUUAGAGUCUUGUGAGCCUCACAUGAAGUAAGUAUAAGGUUGUUCUUUUCUUUAACUUGGGACUAGUUCAAAAGUCAAGUUACUUUUGCUUUUACGGCUAACAGUGGGUUUUUGCCCAUCAAUGUGUACAUUCUACUUCCUCCGUCACUUUUCUUCAACAUGAACUCUUAAAUCUGUGUAAUUAAAUGAUUUUUUGAUGUUUUUUUGUCAUAGUAUUAGUUUUAUACAAUACAGUACAAUUUAUGUUCACUUCCCUCAACCUUAUACAUCUAGAUUCUUUCUAAUAGUACCUAUUAAUAAAUACGCAAUUUUCAUGAUGUUUCUCAUUUGACCAGUACAUACACUUAAAGACGCCGCUUAUCUGCUAGAGAUAUAAAAACGUACAUAUCUGGGUCAGCUGACAUUGUGCACAGUCAACCGAUGGUUUGAAGUACUCAUGGAAUAUACCUUACUUAUGCUGUCAUGUCAUUAUAUACAACAUACUUGCUUCUCAUUCCUUCGUUUUCAUCGUUGAUUACACACAAAUUCUGCUGUAAAACUCCAAAACCAUGUGUAUUUUACCUUUUUGCUGAUACUCCUUAUUUAGCCAUGUCAUUUUGUGCUGUUUCAGUUUGGAACUUUUUUCUUGUAAUUCCCGAAAAUUUUGUAUACAUCUUUUAAAAUCAAUAUGUUCUUUCAAAAAGUUAAUAAGUUUAAAGAUUUUCACUCGGAUUUAGUAUACUGUAAUUUGUUAUUUCACGGUUACAAUUCACUGACUAUCGUUUGCGACGAUUUCUGCUACUUUUUACAUUGAUUAAGUGCUUCUUUUUUUCCCUAUUAUUAUUUUUAUGACCAUGUUUUGUAGUUGCCAUUUGUAUCUUUUAAGAUGGUGUGUUUAAAUAAUACGUUUAAAGUACCUGAUCGGUAUUCGAAAUUUCUCCGCUUUCUAUUUGGAUUAAAUCCGUACUUUCUUUCACCUUUAUCUUCAGCUCUAGUAUUCCUUCUGAUAUAUCUUUCCAUUGAGUUUUUCCACAUCAUGUUCUUAGUGUUUAGUUCUGACUUUUAAUUGCCACUACGACUGUCUCAACUCCCUUACGAUUCACAAUAUUAAUUUCAUCUUACUUCACUGACAUGGUAUGCUAACUUGGGCUAGCUCAUAAUUCUACUUGUAUUUAUGUUGAUUAUGAUGGACUAACUUCUGGCGGUGUGCAACGUUUUAAUAUAAUGCUAUUAAUCGCCUAUAUAUCUCAUAAGCAUGUGGUAAUAGGCAUCACAUAAUUUUAUAACCUGUCGAAAUAUCGUAUAGCUGUUCUAUGCAAAUCAAUUUUCUUAUGAUUUUUUCAAUUUUAUUAUUAACUACAGAAAUCCACUCACAAUGAUGUAAUUAAAGUUCGCAUUAUUUGGUUUCAGAGGCCCACAUCUUAAUAUGUAGUAAGCAGUUCCUUAUUACUAUUUGCAGUAUAUUAAACAACUAUAUCUUUGCUUCUAGGGUGAUUUUAGAAAAGAUGUACCAAAUUUCUGAUGAGAAAAAUAAGGUACCAAUGGCAUCAACAUUUUCCGGCAACACUUUGAUUGAAGAUGAUAUCGUAAAUGAAAUUCAGAAAAAGCAAAUGAUGGAAUUAAAGAGUUCAUCCGUAUCAUCUAUAACAGAUACAUACCAAUAUUCAAAAGCGUGUCAAUUAAACUUGGGACAGGACUGUCUUAUCUCACUAAAAGUAGCGAAAGUAAGUCCUAGUCUUUUGGAUCUUACCUUGUCGUCUGCAAUGGAUGAAGCAGUAGUUCUUAAAAAUAACCCUGUUGACCGUUCAGGACUUUUGGAUUCACACCACACAUCCCUUAACAAUUCUAGUUGUUCGACACCAAUUAUUCUUAGUAACGAAGCUGCCAUUACUAAACAUUGGACGUCUAGUUAUCCUGAUCGCUGGAAGUCUGUAGACGAUCCUGGCCCACUAGGGCGUCUUGUGGUUCUUAAUCUCAAUGAAACGGAUAAUAGUAACAAAAAUGAAUAUUUAUUUGAUGGAACAGCUGAAAAUUUUGCGGUUGGCUCUUUACACACUGAACAACGAACCUGUUCUGUCAUGUAGCUUUUUAUGUACAACUUUCAAGAAAUCAGAAGUCAUGAAUAUGAGACAACUUUAAUGUUGAAGAAAAAAGAUGAAUGUAAAAAUGUAUUUUCUUUAUUCAUUAUAUCAAAAUUAUUUGUCUGAUAACACUGUGGUAUUUUGGCAAUCCAUUUAUCCUCAACAUUUAAGGAAAAUCUUAGUUUUCUUUUCAGUGCUUUAAAUGUAAAAGGGAUUUUUUGAAACAAGAUUCAGUUAAUCAUACAGAUUUCUAAUUUGC